AUGUCACUGAAGAAAUUGAUCGACGUGUCCACACUCUCUCAGCUAUUGAAAAAGAACAUCAUCAAUAAAGAAGGUGUUCGUCUUCUGGACUGCUCAUUUGUCGUUGGUGACAAGCCCGACUGGAAGAUGUUCAAGAAAGAGUUGUACGGCAACUUCAAGGAGAUCCUCUCUCGGCCGAGCAUGUCAAAGGAUCUCUACCUUUCCGCACACAUUCCCGAAGCGGUUCAUGCAUCAAUGGAUGCGGCUAUGUAUCCUUCGCAGUACGAAAGAUUUGCUCUAUAUCCACCUGAGAUUUUCGAAAAGUUUAUUCAGUCUUAUGGUCACGAGAAGUCAUCAGUUCUUGAUGGGCGCUUCGCUUUGUGGAGAAGAAAGGACUUGAAAUUAGUACUGAAGACGUACAGCUUCCGGCUGAACGUGGAAGGCCAAAGAUAA
Ostertagia ostertagi is the source of this 432-nucleotide messenger RNA. The record is from the annotation of a GenBank genome assembly. NCBI's taxonomy places the organism in Eukaryota, Metazoa, Nematoda, Chromadorea, Rhabditida, Trichostrongylidae.